Messenger RNA from Ambispora leptoticha, 143 nucleotides. Lineage: Eukaryota; Fungi; Glomeromycota; Glomeromycetes; Archaeosporales; Ambisporaceae. The record is from the annotation of a GenBank genome assembly.
AAAAAAACACAAUCCCGACAGUUAAUAAACGAAAAUCCCGAAAGUACGAAAUCGUACUACGUUCAUUCAGGAUUUCAACCAUUUGGGGAUUUCAGAUAAUGCGAGACGCCGCUCCUUCCGGAUUUCUUUUGUCUGGCUCAUGA